Brienomyrus brachyistius is the source of this 8921-nucleotide messenger RNA. Its product is annotated as myotubularin-related protein 5-like. The record is from RefSeq and is a predicted model, not a curated record. Lineage: Eukaryota; Metazoa; Chordata; Actinopteri; Osteoglossiformes; Mormyridae. Bases 138 to 5933 code for a protein of 1931 amino acids. The transcript has 44 exons.
CCGACCGGACCGACACUAUGGCGUCGCUACGCCGCUGGGAGGAUGCUGCUGCCGGCCGAGUCUAUCUCGCUGAACGGCUGUGAAGGCGCACGCAAAGCGGACGGGAAAGCAGCGCAGCUGGGCCGCACGCCGUCGGCAUGGCCAGGCUGGCCGACUACUUCGUAGUGGUCGGGUACGAGCACGACAAGCAGGGAGGUGGUGAUGGCCAAGGCCGCAUUCUCCAAAGGUUUCCUGAGAAAGACUGGGAGGACAACCCCUUUCCCCAGGGAGUCGAGCUGUUCUGCCAGCCCAGCGGAUGGCGCCUGGUCCCUGAGAGGCUGGAGCCCUCCUUCUUUGCAGCUGUGCUGACGGACAUCAACUCCGAUCGCCAGUACUGUUCCUGCUUCACAUUCUGGGAGGAGGCUGAUGGCAAGCAGGCCCAGAAGAGCCUCCUCAGUGAGGGAGAUGACGAUGACGACGGUAACAUGCGGUCCGGACGGCUUUUCGCUCCCAAGAGCUUGGUUCUGGUGUCGCGACUCGACCACGCGGAUGUCUUCAGGAACUGCCUGGGGCUGAUCUACACGGUGCAGACGGACGGCGUCAGUGUCGCCCUGGAGACGCUGAUUGGAAACCUGCUGACGUGCUACAUUCCUCUGGCGGGCGGGUCCCAGCUUGACCCGCAGACGGAGGAGGAACACGUGAGGACCAUAACCCUCGGCGCAGGUGACCGGCAGGUGAUCCAGACCCCAAUAAGCGCUUCCCUCCCCAUCAGUGGCUGCAGCGUGGCCCUGCUCUUCAGGCAGCUGGGAAUUAUCAACGUUCUGUAUCUGUUCUGUGCCGCUCUGACGGAACACAAGAUCCUGUUCCUGUCCAGGAGCUACCACCGGCUCACAGAUGCCUGCCGGGGUCUCCUGGCCAUCAUGUUCCCACUGAAGUACUGCUUCACAUACAUUCCCAUCCUGCCCGGGAAGCUUCUAGAAGUUCUCAGUACUCCCACACCCUUCAUCAUUGGGGUCAACUCUUUCUUCCGCUCUGAGACCCAGGAGCUGCUGGAUGUUAUCAUCGCCGACCUGGACGGCGGCACGGUGACCAUCCCGGAGUGUGUCCACGUUUCACAGCUUCCCGACCCCCUCCUGCACCAGACUCAGGCUGCACUCUCCAUGGUGCUGGAUCCCGAGCUGGAGGUGGCGGACCACGCGUUCCCUCCAGCCUCCUUGCAGCCCUCCACCCUAAAGAUCCAGGAUAAAGAGAUCCGGGCAGUCUUCCUGUGGCUCUUCACUCAGCUCCUCCACGGGUACCGCUGGUGCCUGCACAUCAUCCGGAUCAACCCAGAACCCAUCAUUCGCUUCCACAAGGCCGCCUUCCUGGGCAAGCGCUCCCUCGCGGAGGAUGACUUCCUGAUGAAGGUUCUGGAUGGCAUGGCCUUUGCCGGCUUUGUGUCCGAGAGGGGGCCUCCUUACCGGCCCAUCGAUAUUUUUGAUGAGCUGCUCGGUAACCAAGCAGAGCGCUUCUGUCUGGAGGAAGGCAGUCCUCGCCAACUGACGGGCUACAUCAGGGAGCUGACCGAGAAGCUCUUCAAAAACGAGAACCCGUACCCGGCUGUGGCCAUGCGCAGGAGCCAGCGGCAGAGCGAAGGCACUCCGGUGCCCCCCCAGUCCCAGCCCUCCGCCUUCCCACACCUGGACGAGGUCACAGUGCAGCUCUUCAUGGACCACGCCACCGCCAAGCUGAAGGCCGCCCCGCCCAUCGUGAAGGCCGAGAUGAAGUGCAUGGUGCCCUCCGGGCCUCCUCUAGGUGAUACCACAGAGAAGAACGGGAGCGUGCUUGCUAACAGUGCCAGAAGGCUAGAGGUGGUGAGGAACUGCAUCGCCUACGUUUUUGAAAACAAGAUGCUGGAGGCCAAGAAGCUGAUGCCGGCCGUUAUGAGAGCCCUAAAAAGCCGAGCAGCCCGGCUUUGCAUGACCCAAGAGCUGAACCAGCACGUGCUGCAGAACCGGGCCGUGCUGGAUGACCAGCAGUUCGACUAUGUGGUCCGCAUGAUGAACUGUACUCUGCAGGAUUGCUCCCACAUGGACGAGCACGAAAUAGCAGCUGCCCUCCUCCCGCUGGUCACAGCCUUCUGCAGGAAACUGGGAUCAGGCAUCACGCAGUUUGCCUACUGCUGUGUCCAGGAGCAUGCAGUGUGGGCCAACAUGCAGUUCUGGGAGGCCAUGUUCUACAGCGACGUCCAGAACCACAUCCGCACCCUCUACCUUGACUUCAAGGAGAAUGAGCUGCAUGGUCCGGAGCCGAGCGGGGAUUCUGAAGAGGAGCUCGGUGCCCUGGAAAUCGCCUCGGAGCAGCGGAGGCUCUGGCCCACGUUCAGCAAGGAGAAGCAGCAGGAGCUGGUGCAGAAGGAAGAGAGCACCGUGUUCAGCCAGGCCAUCCACUACGCCAACCGCAUGAGCUACCUUCUGCUGCCCCUGGACACCAGCAAGAACCGUCUGCUACGUGGCUCUGGGCUGGGAGAUGCCGAGAGUGUCACCAACAGCUAUGUCACCAACAGCAUUGCUGGCAGCAUGGGCGAGAGCUACGACACGGAGAGCGGCUUCGAGGACGCAGAGGGCUCGGACGUGGCCAACGUGGUCGUGCGCUUUAUCACUCGCUUCGUGGACAAGGUGUGCACCGAGAGCGGGGUCACCAGUGAGCAUCUGAAAUCUCUGCACAUCAUGAUCCCGGACAUUGUUCAGAUGCAUAUAGAGACCCUGGACGCAGUCAACAGGGAGAGUAAAAGGCUUCCCCCAAUUCAGAAGCCCAAGCUGCUGAGCCCCACUCUGCUGACAGGCGAGGAGCUGGUGAUGGAGGCCAUGAGGGUGUACCUCCUGCCUGAUGGGCGGGAGGAGACUACCAGCACCAUGGGGGGACCGCCCCUACUGCCGGCCGAAGGGGCCAUCUUCCUUACCAGCUACCGGCUCAUUUUCACGGGCACCCCGGUGGACCCCUUGGUGGGGGAGCAGGUGGUGACCCGUACCUUCCCCGUCGCCUCCCUCACCAAGGAGAAGAAGAUCGCCGUCAGCAUCCCGAUAGAUCAGUUAGUUCAAGAAGGUCUGCAGCUGCGCUCCUGCACCUUUCAGCUCAUGAAGAUUGCCUUCGACGAGGAGGUGGCCUCGGACCUGGCGGAAGUCUUCCGGAAGCAUUUGCACAAGCUCCGCUACCCACAGAACGUCCGCGGCACCUUCGCCUUCACCGUGGGCCAGGCUGGCGGAAUGGUGGUGGAGCAGAAGAGCAAGGAGAAGAACCAGACAUUUAACUCUUGGCAGACAAGCGAGUUUCUACAGGGCUUCAAGCUGGGUCACACCUUGGGCCGCGUGGGCCACUCGACUGCAGCUCUGUCCAAGAACCUGAUGAAGACUGCCAAGAAGACCAUCGGGCGCCAGUAUGUGACUCGGAAGAAGUUCACACCACCCACAUGGGAACAACGCAGCAGUUUCCAGUCCCAGUUGGAGGAAGACGAGAUCUCAGUCUCUGAGGAGCUGGAUCAGAACUCCCACACCCUUUCCUCCACCAUCAAGCCAGUGGACAGGCAGACCAUGAGCAACGUGGUUGAGCGGGCCUGUUGCCGUGACUACCAGCGGCUGGGUCUGGGCACGCUCAGCAGCAGCCUGACCCGCUCCAAGAAUGAACCCUUCCGCAUCUCCACGGUGAACCGCAUGUACGCCGUGUGCCGGAGCUAUCCGGGGCUGCUGAUCGUGCCCCAGGGCAUCGCGGACUCCACCAUCCAGCGGAUCUCACGCUGCUACAAACAGAACCGCUUCCCUGUGGUCUGCUGGAGGAACUCCCGCUCCAAGGCUGUGCUCCUACGCUCAUCCGGCCUCCACGCUAAAGGGGUGGCCGACUUCUUCAAGACCCCCAACGCGCCGAGUGCCGCAGGCCCCUCGCAGACGGAUUCCAUCAGCCUGGAACAGGAGAAGUACCUGCAGGCCAUAGUCUCGUCCAUGCCCUCGUAUUCGGAGAGCGGCGGCAGGAACACGCUGAGCAGCUUCACCCCAGCCGCCGCCAGCAGCUCCGACGGCUCCGACAAGCUGAGACAGCCUAAAAUUGGGGCCCUGAUGAAGCAGGUGAUGGGAAGCAAGGAGGACGUGCCCAGUGGCUUCGGCAAGGGAGGUAAAAGAGCAAAGAUCAUCUCUCACUAUCAUCCUAGAGCUUCGGAGAUCACCCAGAACUCCCGAGGGAAAUGGGGCAGCAUCCGGGGCACGGGGCAGAUUGCCCAGCUGGCAGGGAGCGACCCCCCCCAGGCCAAUGGCAGCCCUGGUGCCUCCCACUUUCUGCACCCCCAGAGGUCCUACCUCUACAUCAUUGGAGACAAAUCGCAGCUGAAGGGCUCCAAGCAGGACCAGUUUCAGCAGUGGGAGGUGGUUCCCAUCGAGGUAUUUGACGUGCGACAGGUGAAGACCAGCUUCAAGAAGCUGAUGAAGGCCUGUGUGCCCAACAGCAUGUCCUUGGACCCCAGUACGGCCUUCUACCGGUGCCUUGAGGAGUCUGAGUGGAUGUGCUUGCUUCACAAGAUCCUGCAGGUAUCCGUGCUGGUGGUGGAGCUGCUGGACACGGGCUCUUCCGUCAUGGUGAGCCUGGAGGAUGGCUGGGAUAUCACCACACAGGUGGUGUCGCUGGUCCAGCUCCUGUCGGACCCAUACUACCGCACCUUCGACGGCUUCAGGUUGCUGGUGGAGAAGGAGUGGCUGUCAUUUGGCCACCGCUUCAGUCAGCGCGGGGCACAGACGCUGGCUGGCCAGAGUGCCGGCUUCACGCCCGUCUUCCUGCAGUUCCUGGACUGCGUCCACCAGAUCCAUCUUCAGUUUCCCAUGGAGUUCGAGUUCAGUCAGUACUACCUGAAGUUCCUGGCCUAUCACUACGUUUCCAACCGCUUCAGGACCUUUCUGCUAGACUCAGACUAUGAGAGAAUAGAGCUGGGCGUGAUGUAUGAAGAAAAGGGUGAAAAGAGAGGACCUCAAACUUUCAAAUCAGUCUGGGAUUAUAUUGAGCGACUCAAUAAGAAGACCCCCGUCUUCUUCAACUACAUGUUUGCCCCUGAGGAUGGAGAGGUGCUAAAGCCGUACAGCUGCAUCUCCAACCUGAAGCUGUGGGACUUCUACACGGAGGAGACUCUGUCGGAGGGCCCUUCUUAUGACUGGGAGCUCGUGCAGAGCCGGCCGGAGGAGCAGCAGGACGCCGAGCGGCCCGAGAAGGCAGUGUGUGUGUCCCAGCGCCGGGUGGUGUGGCCCUGCUAUGACUGCCACAGCAGGGUGCUGCCAGACGCUAUCACCACACUCUUACAGGAGCUGCAGUCCCUGGAGAUGGAGCUGGGAAAGGUCCCAGAGAAGUGGAAGGACACCUGGGACAAGAUCAAGUUCACACAGCGUGCAGAGAGCAGGCUGGAGAGCAGGACCUCCUCUAGAUCACUGCUCAUGUCCUCCAACCUCAGCCACCAGCGGCGGGCCCAGGGGGCGUGUCUUCAUGACAGCAUGAUGGGCUCCAGCAUCAACCUGGCUCUGGAAGCAGAAGGUGGCAUUGGCUCCACCUCCGUGGGAAGCCUUGGCAGCCGGCCCAGCACCAGCACACUGUACAGCCAGUUCCAGAGCACAGAAAGUGAGAACAGGUCGUUUGAGGGCAUCCUGUACAAGAAGGGGGCUCUGCUGAAGCCAUGGAGACCACGCUGGUUUGUGCUUGACAAAACAAAGCACCAGCUGCGGUACUACGAUAAUCGGCAGGACAGGGAGUGCAAGGGUGUCAUAGACCUGGCGGAUGUGGAGUCCAUGGUGCCAGGGACGCCAGCCAUGGGGGCCCCCAAAAACAUUGAUGAGAAAGCCUUCUUUGAUCUAAAGACCACCAAAAGGGUGUACUACUUCUGUGCCCAGGACAGCCUGAAUGCACAGCUGUGGAUGGACAAUGUGCAGAGCUGUCUGUCGGACGCAUGAUGGGUGCUGACUGCAGAGGAGGACCCAGAAUGCAGAAUGUCUGCACAAAGGAGGACGUGAUGCUGACAGACAUGUCUGCCGGUUAAUCACAGGCCCCCAGAGCAGUAGAGAAGGAAGGGGCCUUCCUGUGUGACAGUGUUCAGUAUUGCCGGCAUUAAGCUGUCAAUGCAUAAUCGCCUCAGUUUUUAUUUUUAUUUAUAAAAAUCGCUCUAAGGUUACGCUUGUUACGAACAUGACUGCCGGAAGCCCCUUCAGAUGGCCGCUGUUUGCACUGGAAAUUUACCGUCCAAUCUGUGGGACUGAAGUGAGGUUCUGCCUGGACCUGGACUGCCUGUCCUGCGAGAGAGCCCUCUGUGGGGUUCCGUUUGGCUCGGAUCUGCUCAGCUGUCACCAAGGCUCCUCAGAGUCAGGGGGAGUGGUCAGGGGUGGUUCUGAGGGCUGAAGCUCGGCCCUUAUUCCUCCCUGCAGGGGAGCUGCCCGUCACCCAGACCAUGCUUUGGUCCUGCAGGCACACGGGCUGGACUCUGCAGGGCGGCGAGGUUCUGUAGAUGGCUGAGGAAGCAUUUAAAGCAAACGCUGAUUCGCAGCUUCGAAUGUUUAUGGGGUGUACAUACCACAUGCUCAGUUCUUCAGUGUACAUUUGUUUACAAAGCUGUUGUAAGUUAAAUAAUUUUGUUGGUGAUGAGGGGGGACUCAUGAAAAUGUAAGGAGAAUGAGAGAUGCUUUAAUUUUUACACACUUUACAGCUUAUUCAAACAUGGGGGAAGCUGUCGCCCAGUGUAUGGUGAAAGCCAGUUGCGAGAGUGACUGAGCUCCACCUCCUCAUCACAUGAUACAGCAUCCCUAAUGCAGUGACUUAUCCAGCCCCAUGCAGAGGCCUGCUAUUACUAUGAGGUGCGUGUAAGUAUGCUGUCAGACGCUGCAUCAGGUCAUGGAGAGCUGUUACGUAUACAUGGACAGUGUUAGUGCACACUCCCCUUCGCAGGAUAGCAGCUAGUGUAAGCAUCAUGGACACGGUCAGGGGAGGGUGGCAGUCUGUACAGAUUCAUCCAGAAGCUUCUCACCCAGCAGUAGUUACAUGUCAGGAGAGCAGAAUCCGGCGCCACAUUCUGGGUCUCUGCUUUACAUUUUGUCUCAAGACACUUUCAGCAAUUUUUGUGUUCUAUGUCAUGUUUUCAGUAGCAUUUUCCAUGGCCGAUGGCGUCAGACUUCGGUAAAACAGUUUGUCUUUACUAAAUAUGUUGUUGCACUGUGGCCCACGCAUGGUGUGAACGUCGCAUACCUCCUGGGCUCUGUGUCUGGCCUCUUCCAUGCAGUGACUUUGGUUGUGUAGCUGGGACAGAAAUGUAGACAUAUAAAACGGCACCAGGGUGACGGGGAGGAGCCUCAAGCAGGAGAGAGGAUACCCUCAUGCUGUUGUCUGGCCUCCCUGCUGGAACCAAGCAAAGGGACAGACUGCUGCCACGAGGUUACAAACUCUGCAUAUAAACUGUACAUCUCCAUUAAACCCCCUUCAUAGGGUAGAUUUAAUACAAAAUUUUCUUGUAUAUAAUAUUCAGAUUUUUAUGUAACAAAUGGUGGUAAUUUAUUUAACUUUUGUGUAAGAAGGUUUACACAAUGGUGUUGAAGGUAUUGGAAAUAUUGACCACUGUCUUUACCUCUGUUAACAUGCCUACGAGAGCAAUAUUACCCCGUUUAAAAACAUGGUGUUUCCGACUGAAUCUGGCGGUUUGUGUGUCCUGGUUUUGUGGGGUGGGGGUGGGGGGGGGGGGACGACACAGUCGGGCCUACCCAUUUCCCACAAUGCCGUUUAUCUUACUGUCCACAUAAUAGCUGUCUGUACUUUAGGGUGGUCCUUAAAAAUGAAAAUUUGAAAAUGCUAUUUCUCAAACCUGAAAUUUCUCAAACCUGAAAACAUCAGGAAUUUUUGGUGAUUUUUCAAGCAUGUUUAGAGGUUAAAGCUAAAGCCCAGUUUAGUCAUCCACUGCCGGUAAUACUAGUCAGUCUUUUGGGUCAUUCAUUUGAUUAUUUUUCUGUACUCAUUUUGUUUUCUCCUUUGCUGCAACUGUCUUAACAUUUGGUUCAUCCAUUUUCUGUAAGCACUUAUCCUAUUCAGGGUCGUGACGUGUCUGAUGCCUAUCCCAGAAGCUACAGGUGCAAAGCGGGGAACAACCCAGGAUAGAGCGCCAACUCAUCGCAGGGCACACGCAUGCCGUCACACGUCUGGGCCCAGGGGCGUGAGGCGACACUGCUAACCAGUCAGCCCACGUUUGCUUCUUUUAAAGUAAAAAGUAGGCCAUGGAAAACAGUCAUUUAAAAAUUCAGGUAGCAACCAUGCAAUAAGAACUUUUUAAAAUAACGUUCGUUUGUUUCAUAUAUUUCAGAUUUUUGCACGUUGUUUCAUUUGGUCAGAUUUUAUGAUUCUGAUUUUUUUUUUAAAUUGACAGUGUGACAGGGAGAGAGCACUCUUGAUGCUAAACUGCAAAAAAAAAAAAAAGAUGUUUAGCACAUUUUUGCUAACGAAUGACCCGAGAGAUUGAGGAUUACCGACAGUGGAUGACUAAAAUAGGCUUUAACCAGCUUGAAUAUUUGCCCAUAGUGUCAAUUUAUUGAUCACUGGUUACAAACUCCACUUUGUUUGGUUCUUUGUGGUUUUUUUUACACAGCUGUUGCUGUAGUCAUUUUGUUUCAGAAAAGUUUGCCUGAAAUUUUGUAUAUUUCAUUUACAGUUACACACUUGGAUCUUGUUGAGCAACCUCUAAACAUCAAUCAAACAGAAAAUGUUGCAGGAAUACUUUCUCACAGUGCAUCACAAAAUAAAAGGCUGAAUACAUAAAACAGUGUGAAUUUACAAUCUGACCUCACAGCUGCCCUCGUAGGACCACCCUACUAUACAUGAACCUUUCUUUAGGUUACUCUCCAGGCUUUUCAGAACCAUAAUAUGUUAUGUACAUUUUUUUAGGAUUAAAAAAGACAAAAGUAGAUGAA